Morchella importuna is the source of this 396-nucleotide messenger RNA. RefSeq lists its product as uncharacterized. The transcript is spliced from 3 exons. The record is from RefSeq and is a predicted model, not a curated record. Gene Ontology annotation, biological process: translation. The coding region runs from base 1 to 396 and encodes 131 amino acids. Gene Ontology annotation, cellular component: ribosome. Lineage: Eukaryota; Fungi; Ascomycota; Pezizomycetes; Pezizales; Morchellaceae. Gene Ontology annotation, molecular function: structural constituent of ribosome.
AUGGCCGACCCUGUCACUCUGAGGACCCGCAAGUUCCUGAGGAAUGCCCUUUUGGGAAGGAAACAGAUGGUGGUUGAUGUUCUCCACCCCAACCGACCCAACGUCUCCAAGGAUGAGCUUCGCUCUAAGCUUGCUGAGCUCUACAAGGCCGACAAGAGCCAGGUCUCUGUCUUCGGAUUCCGCACCCAGUUCGGUGGCGGAAAGUCCACCGGCUUCGCUUUGAUCUACGACUCCCACGACGCUCUGAAGAAAUUCGAGCCCCACUACCGCCUUGUCCGUUACGGUGACGCCACCAAGAUCGAGAAGGCGUCUCGUCAACAACGCAAGCAGCGCAAGAACAAGGCCAAGGAGGUACGGGGAACCCACGGAAAGAAGGUCAGCAAGGACAAGAAAUAA